UUUGGGCCUUUGGGCCUCCAAUACACCCAAACCAAAAGAAGCUGUAGCGUUUUCUCACAGCCUUUCCAUUUCACCAAUUUUUUCUGUGUCAACUCUCCCGCCGUGAGAAAGUGGCAGCCGCCUUGUUUCUCCUAGGAGGCCAACCCGAGCGGGAAUAAGUGUACGGCCGUGGGAAGUUUCUGUAAUUAGCAAUGAAUCAGGUUGAUGAUUCCCUUAGGAAGCAAGCUGCAGAAGUAUUGCAAUCUAUGAAUGACAGAUUCUCUACAUGGGACAAUGUUCCAUGCCAGAUUGAAGAGGGUCUCUUCUUGGGUUCUAUUGGAGCUGCAAACAACAAGGACGAACUCAAAAAGUUAAACGUGACGCACAUUCUGACAGUAGCUAACUCUUUGCCACCUACGUAUCCGAAUGAUUUUGUGUAUAAGGUUUUGAAUGUUACGGACACAGAAUGCACAAACCUACGACAGCACUUCGAUGAAUGUUACAACUAUAUUGAAGAAGCUAAAGGAUCUGGAGGCGGUGUGUUGGUUCAUUGCUUUGUGGGAAGAUCAAGAAGUGUGACUAUUGUUUUGUCUUAUCUAAUGAAAAAGCAUGGCAUCAGCCUUUCUCAUGCUCUUGAACAAGUGAGGAGCAAACGACCACAGGCAGCUCCAAAUGUUGGUUUCAUUUCACAGUUGCAGGACUUUGAAAAGUCUCUUCAGGGUUCACUAUAUAGUAGGUGCUUAAAUUACAUUAUGAAAAUGUAACCAAAAAACAAAAAUGGUUUGUACAUUCUAAAGUAGCUGGACUCUUUGGAGCCAAACUACCAUUUUGCCUUAUUUUGCCUUUUGAAUCUGAGCAGAUUGGCUGUUGCUAAUGAUCAAACAUCAAAUUCAGGGGCUAUUGUUGUCCAUUAUAAUCACUGAUGGAUUCUGUUUCUUUUU
This is a messenger RNA of Rosa rugosa (rugosa rose), 920 nucleotides long. RefSeq names its product dual specificity protein phosphatase 1B-like. Bases 192 to 743 code for a protein of 183 amino acids. Gene Ontology annotation, molecular function: MAP kinase tyrosine/serine/threonine phosphatase activity; protein tyrosine/threonine phosphatase activity. Lineage: Eukaryota; Viridiplantae; Streptophyta; Magnoliopsida; Rosales; Rosaceae. The record is from RefSeq and is a predicted model, not a curated record. Gene Ontology annotation, cellular component: cytoplasm. Gene Ontology annotation, biological process: protein dephosphorylation; negative regulation of MAPK cascade. The transcript has 5 exons.